AUGGCUGAAUUGUUUGUUCCAAAGAUAAUAGAUGAAUUGGGUGAUGUUGUCGUGAAGCAGCUCGGGGAGAAGAUUAACCUGGUGAUGGGGGUUGAAGAGGAGGUGGCAAAUAUCAAAAGAAAGUUAGAAACGAUUCAAAAUGUGCUGCAUGAUGCAGAGAGACGAAGGCAGAAGGAGAAACCAGUCGCAAAGUGGCUAGAAGAGCUUGAAGACAUAACAUAUGAGAUGGAUGAUGUCCUGGACGAAUGCAACAUCAAGAUUCAGAAACCAAAAUAUGAGGGAACUCAUCAGAAGCAGCCUACAUUGCGGAACAAGGUUCGUUCCUUUAUCCCAUCCUGUUGUUCAUGUCUUAAACAACUUCCUGUGCGUAGUGAUAUUGCUUCGAAGAUAAAGAAAAUAAAUGGAAAGCUAGAAUUAACUUUGGAAAAGGCGCGCCAGUUCGAAUUUAUUUCAAGUGGGGGGAUUCCUGAUUCUCAAGAUUUUCAGCGAAUUAUGACUACCUCAAUCAUAGAUGAAUCAGGGAUCUAUGGUCGAGAAUCUGAUAAGGAUGCUUUACUUGACCAAGUAUUGUCUGAGACUAGUAGUAGUCAAGGAAGAGAUGGAGUUCAAAUUAUCUCUAUAGUAGGGGCCGGGGGUAGUGGAAAGACCACACUUGCCCAGCUGCUCUUCAAUAAUGAUGAAGUGAAGAAUCACUUUGAUUUUAGAAAUUGGAUCUGCGUAUCGGAUCCUUUCGACCAAAAAAGGAUCGCAAAAGCUAUCCUUGAGAGUGCCGGAAGAGGUUCUCAUUUCAUGUUAGAGUUGGAUUCGUUGAUCCGACUUAUAAAAGAAACUUUUUCUGGUAAGAGAUUCCUGCUUGUCCUAGAUGAUGUCUGGACAGAGGAUGACUCAAAGUGGAAACUGAUAGGGUGUUAA
Messenger RNA from Coffea arabica (coffee), 912 nucleotides. The record is from RefSeq and is a predicted model, not a curated record. NCBI's taxonomy places the organism in Eukaryota, Viridiplantae, Streptophyta, Magnoliopsida, Gentianales, Rubiaceae.